This is a messenger RNA of Fusarium redolens, 1203 nucleotides long. Its product is annotated as Lactonase, 7-bladed beta-propeller-domain-containing protein. The transcript has 3 exons. Gene Ontology annotation, molecular function: 6-phosphogluconolactonase activity; protein binding. The coding region runs from base 1 to 1203 and encodes 400 amino acids. NCBI's taxonomy places the organism in Eukaryota, Fungi, Ascomycota, Sordariomycetes, Hypocreales, Nectriaceae. The record is from RefSeq and is a predicted model, not a curated record.
AUGCACGGUAAAAUACUCAGUGUGAUUCUGGGCUCUGCCGUUUUGGCAGCGCCCAGCCAGGCCGUUAAUCUUUUCGUGGCGGACUACGGCGGCAACCUGAGCACUCUGAGCCUCACUGAAUCCCAAAAAGGCUUUGAUCUUUCUGUCACCUCAAAAACAACUGAUUGUUCUCCCGGUCCUAAUUGGCUCACUCUCGACAAGGCCAACAACGUGCUUUAUUGUUUGGAUCGCGGUCUCAACUUCUCACCGCCUGGAUCUUUGAACUCCUUCGCCAUUGGCGACAAGGGUGUUCUCAAGCGAAUUUCUCGCGUCAAGUCUACUGCAGGUGCCGUUGCGGGUGAGAUCGUCACCGGCGCGAAUGGAAAACGCGGGUAUUUCAGUGCUUCAUACACUCCUGGUGUAGCAUCGAUCUAUGCUCUCGGUGACAAGGGUACAAUUGUCGGAACUGCGCCGCUUCAAGAGCUUUCUACAAAGAUUAGCCAAGUUGGACCAAUUGCAGACCGCCAGGACUCAAGCCACCUCCACCAUGUCAUUAUUGACCCUACCGGAAAAUAUGUCAUUACACCUGAUCUUGGUGGUGAUGUCUGCCGUGUCUUCACUUAUGACAAGAACACUCUUGCUCCUAUUGCCGAGGUGGGUAGCCUGAGCGCUCCUCGCGGUUCUGGACCACGCCAUGGAUUCUUCAGAGUUAUGGCGAAUGGCGAGACUUUCUUCAUCUUUAACGGUGAACUUGACCAAAAGGUGUACUCUUACAAAGUCAAGUACAACCGCACUGGUCUCUCAUUCACAAAGGUCUUUGAGAUUCCAUCGCUGGACGCUAGCUUUCCUCCCAAUACGGCUCCCAUCAGUGAAAUUACCAUGAGUCCCGACAAGCGUUUCGUGAUUGUCACCAACCGCGAGAAGUCCUUCGCCAACUCUCCCGAGCGUGGAUCUGGUCCAUCCGAUACCCUCACAGUUUUCCAGAUCAACGAGGAUGGCACUCUGAAGCGUAUCCAGGCUGUCCCAUCUGGCGGAUAUCUUCCCCGCCAGUUCUCAUUCAACAAGGCUGGUGACAAGAUUGCGGUUGGCCAUCAGGUCAACCAGACCGUUGUUAUCUGGAAGCGGGAUGUCAAGAGUGGCAAGAUAUUCACGGAGCAGGAGGGCGGAAAGUUGGCGCAGGUGAAACUUACAGGAGAUGUUGUCGCUACCAUCUGGGACGAAUAG